This is a messenger RNA of Leishmania braziliensis MHOM/BR/75/M2904, 1227 nucleotides long. RefSeq names its product putative mitogen activated protein kinase (gene MPK11). Gene Ontology annotation, molecular function: ATP binding; MAP kinase activity. The transcript has a single exon. Gene Ontology annotation, cellular component: cytoplasm; nucleus. Bases 1 to 1227 code for a protein of 408 amino acids. Gene Ontology annotation, biological process: protein phosphorylation; intracellular signal transduction. NCBI's taxonomy places the organism in Eukaryota, Euglenozoa, Kinetoplastea, Trypanosomatida, Trypanosomatidae. The record is from RefSeq and is a predicted model, not a curated record.
AUGCCGGCUACCAAGUCACUCGCAGAGCUGCAGGCGGAGGUCUGCCGGCUGGACGACCGCUACCGUCUGGAGCGCAUCAUUGGUGCCGGCUCCUAUGGUAUUGUGAUCCGCGCGCGUGACAUCAAAAGCGACAACUGCCUUGUCGCCAUUAAGCGCGUCAACAAGGAGAUCUUUGAUGAGGUUGUUUUGGCGAAGCGCAUUCUGCGCGAGAUCAAGCUAUUGGCGCACUUUAAUGACGAGAACAUAAUUGGCCUGCGCAACAUCCUCACCCCUGAGGACCCAGAGAACUUUGAGCACUUCUACAUCGUAAUGGACAUUAUGGAAACCGACCUGAAGCAGGUGCUGCGCAGUGGCCAGGAGCUGACGGAGGCUCACAUUCAGUUCUUCAUCUAUCAGGUGCUGCGCGCGCUACACAUCAUUCACAGCGCCGGUGUCAUCCACCGUGAUAUUACGCCGGCAAACAUUUUGGUCAACACGAACUGCGAUUUGAAGAUUUGUGACUUUGGCCUGGCGAAGGAGGAAAACGAUCAAGGCGAGUACAUGACGGACUACGUGACGAUGCGCUGGUAUCGUGCGCCGGAGUUGGUGAUGGAGGGAAAGGACUACUCAGUGCAGAUUGAUGUGUGGGGUAUCGGCUGCAUCCUUGGCGAGCUACUCGGCUCUCGUCCGCUCUUCCAGGGGAAAGACCGCGUGAACCAGUUGGACAAGAUAGUCGAUCUGAUCGGUACGCCAUCCGACGAGGACAUCAGCUCCGUAGGCUCGGCUGCUGCGCAGAAGUACCUCAAGAAGAAGGGGUACCGUCCGCGGCCUGACUGGCGCCAGCGCUACCCAAAUGCAUCUGUCCAGGCGCUCGAUCUGCUGCGCCGCAUGCUGGUCUUCAACCCGAAGCAGCGAAUCACGGUGCUGCAAGCAAUGCGUCACCCGUUCUUGGAUCAGCUGCACGACGACGCUGACGAUAGCAUCACCUACACCCCCUUCCACUUUGACGAGCAGAAGCAGAAGACAGUACUGGAUGUGAAGCGCGCCAUCUACGAGGAGAGCGUCAAGUUUCACAAGGCGCACCAGUCCUCGAUGCAGACAACGAGCAUGAACAAUACCUUCAACUCCAUCAGUAUGCCCGCACCGAGCGUGGCGACAGAGGGCGAGGGCCGCUCGGCGCAGCAGACGAUUGAGAAGGACAUCCCUGAGAGCACGACGGACGGCAACUUUGACCGUGAUCAGGCGUAA